Molecule: messenger RNA, 6350 nt
Organism: Ochotona curzoniae (black-lipped pika)
Lineage: Eukaryota; Metazoa; Chordata; Mammalia; Lagomorpha; Ochotonidae
Gene: PREX1
Product: phosphatidylinositol-3,4,5-trisphosphate dependent Rac exchange factor 1
Exons: 40
Coding region: 85-5058 (1657 amino acids)
Biological process (GO): intracellular signal transduction
Molecular function (GO): protein binding; guanyl-nucleotide exchange factor activity
Source: RefSeq, a predicted model, not a curated record
UCGCCGCCGUUCGGCACGACCUCCGCGCGCGGUGCAGGCGGGGAGGCGGGGAAGGAGCCGGCGCCCCGCGGCCGCGCGCUUAGCAUGGAGGCGCCCAGCGAUAGCGGCGGCGGCGGCAGCGAACCCAGCGGCGAUGGAGCCGGAGAGGGUGCCCACUCAGACCCCUGUGCCCCCGGUCCCUCAGAGUCCAGCUCUGGUACAGGCUCUGGCCCGUGCGCGGCCGCCCGGGAGUCCGAGCGCCAGCUGCGCCUCCGCCUCUGCGUCCUCAACGAGAUCUUGGGCACUGAGAGGGACUACGUGGGCACCUUGCGCUUCUUGCAGUCGGCAUUCCUGCAGCGCAUCCGGCAGAAUGUGGCGGACUCCGUGGAGAAGGGCCUCACUGAGGAGAAUGUCAAGAUCCUGUUCUCCAACAUUGAGGACAUCUUGGAGGUGCACAAGGAUUUCCUGGCUGCGCUGGAAUUCUGUCUGCAUCCGGAGCCACAGUCUCAGCACGAACUUGGCAACGUUUUCUUAAAAUUCAAGGACAAGUUUUGCGUGUACGAGGAAUACUGCAGCAACCAUGAGAAGGCCCUGCGGCUGCUGGUGGAACUGAACAAGAUACCCACUGUGCGUGCCUUCCUGCUGAGCUGUAUGCUGCUGGGAGGCCGGAAGACCACGGACAUUCCACUGGAAGGCUACCUGCUGUCCCCAAUCCAGAGGAUCUGCAAGUACCCACUGCUCCUCAAGGAGCUGGCCAAGAGGACGCCAGGAAAGCACCCAGACCACCCCGCAGUGCAGAGUGCCUUGCAGGCCAUGAAGACUGUGUGCUCCAACAUCAACGAGACCAAGCGGCAGAUGGAGAAGCUGGAGGCUCUGGAGCAGCUGCAGUCCCACAUCGAGGGCUGGGAGGGCUCCAACCUCACGGACAUCUGCACCCAGCUCCUCCUACAAGGCACACUAUUAAAAAUCUCCGCGGGCAACAUCCAGGAGCGUGCCUUCUUCCUCUUCGACAACCUCCUUGUCUACUGCAAGCGGAAGUCCAGGGUCACCGGGAGCAAGAAGUCCACCAAGAGGACCAAGUCCAUCAAUGGCUCCCUCUACAUCUUCAGGGGUCGGAUCAACACGGAAGUCAUGGAGGUGGAGAACGUGGAGGAUGGAACAGCUGAUUACCACAGCAACGGCUACACCGUCACCAACGGCUGGAAGAUCCAUAACACCGCCAAGAACAAGUGGUUUGUCUGUAUGGCCAAGACAGCAGAGGAGAAGCAGAAGUGGCUAGACGCCAUCAUCCAUGAGCGGGAGCAGCGUGAGAGCCUGAAGCUGGGCAUGGAGCGUGACGCCUAUGUGAUGAUCGCAGAGAAGGGCAAGAAGCUCUACCACCUGAUGAUGAGCAGAAAGGCGAACCUCAUCAAGGACCGUCGCCGAAAGCUGAGCACCGUGCCCAAGUGCUUCCUCGGCAAUGAGUUUGUGGCCUGGCUUCUGGAGAUCGGCGAAAUCAGCAAGACAGAGGAAGGGGUGAACCUAGGCCAGGCCCUGCUGGAGAACGGCAUCAUCCACCAUGUGUCCGACAAGCACCAGUUCAAGAACGAGCAGGUGAUGUACCGCUUCCGCUAUGAUGACGGCACCUACAAGGCACGGAGCGAGCUGGAGGAUAUCAUGUCCAAGGGCGUGAGGCUCUACUGUCGCCUGCACAGCCUCUACACGCCCGUGAUCAAAGACCGUGACUACCACCUGAAGACCUAUAAGUCUGUGCUGCCUGGGAGCAAGCUGGUGGACUGGCUGCUGGCACAGGGAGAUUGUCAGACACGGGAGGAGGCAGUGGCGCUCGGCGUGGGCCUGUGCAACAAUGGCUUCAUGCACCACGUGCUGGAGAAGAGCGAGUUCAAGGACGAGUCCCAGUACUUCCGGUUUCAUGCCGACGAGGAGAUGGAGGGCACCAGCAGCAAGAACAAGCAGCUGCGCAACGACUUCAAGCUGGUGGAGAACAUUCUGGCCAAGCGCCUGCUGAUCCUGCCCCAGGAAGAGGAUUACGGCUUCGAUAUUGAGGAGAAGAACAAAGCUGUGGUGGUGAAGUCUGUCCAGAGGGGCUCGCUGGCUGAGAUGGCUGGCCUGCAGGCAGGGCGCAAGAUCUACUGCAUCAAUGAGGACCUGGUGUGCCUGCGGCCCUUCUCCGAGGUGGAGGCCGUCCUCAACCAGUCCUUCUGCUGCCGCCGCCCACUGCGUCUGCUGGUGGCCACCAAGGCCAAAGAGGUCAUCAAAGUCCCCGACCAGCCCGAGGCCCUGUGCUUCCAGAUCCGGGGGGCGGCCCCGCCUUACAUCUACGCAGUGGGGAGAGGUUCAGAGGCGGCGGCGGCAGGGCUGUGUGCUGGCCAGUGUGUCCUCAAGGUCAACGGCAGCAGCGUGGCAAGCGAGGGUGCCCCCGCUGUCCUGGAACACUUCCAGGCGUUCCGUAGUCGGCGCCAAGAGGCCCUGGGCCUGUACCAGUGGAUCUACCACACCCAUGAGGAUGCCCAGGAGGCCCGAGCCAACUCCGAGGGCCCUGGUGAGGACCCUGGCGGCUUGGGAGCCCUAGAAGACCAGCCUGAACCAGUGUUCCCGCUGCUGUCCCUGGGCCCCCAGCUGAGCCUGCGCGAGGACAGCCCCGUGGUUAGCCUGACGGUGGACAACGUGCACCUGGAGCACGGCGUGGUGUACGAGUACGUGAGCACGGCCGGCAUCAAGUGCCACGUGCUGGAACGCAUCGUGGAGCCACGCGGCUGCUUCAGCCUCACGGCCAAGGUGCUGGAGGCCUUUGCUGCCGAUGACAGCGUCUUCGUGCAGAACUGUGGGCGGCUCAUGGCCCUCAGCAGCGCCAUGGUGACCAUGUCCCACUAUGAGUUUCGCAGUGCGUGUGACACCAAGCUCGAGAGCCUCGGCCGGAGGAUCACCCGCUACCAGGAGUUUGCAGCUCAGCUGAGGAGCAGGGUCAGCCCAGCCUUCAAGCAAGCACCCCUGGAACCCCACCCACUCUGUGGCCUGGACUUCUGUCCCACCAACUGUCACAUUAACCUCAUGCAAGUGUCCUACCCCAAGACCACGCCCUCAGUGGGCAGGUCCUUCAGCAUCCGCUUUGGGCGCAAGCCUUCCCUCAUUGGACUUGAUCCAGAGCAAGGCCACCUGAACCCCAUGUCCUACACCCAGCACUGCAUCACCACCAUGGCCGCCCCGUCCUGGAAGUGCCUGCCUGAUGCAGACACGGACACCCUGGGCCAGGAUCUCAGUGACCCUAGUGGCCAGGAGGACCGGGGCCUGAGCUUCCUGCUCAAGCAGGAGGACCGGGAGCUACAGGACGCCUACCUGCAGCUCUUCACCAAGCUGGACGUGGCCCUGAAGGAGAUGAAACAAUACGUUACACAGAUCAACAGGCUGUUGUCCACCAUCACGGAGCCCACGUCGGGUGGGGCUUGCGACCCACCCUCGGCCGAGGAGGCUUCCUCGUCCCCCCUGGUUGGGGAGGAGAGCGAGAUGGACAGGAGUGAGCAUGGAGGCAUCAAGAAAGUGUGCUUCAAGGUGGCUGGGGACGACCAGGAGGACUCUGGCCAUGACACCAUGAGCUAUCGCGACUCCUACAGCGAGUGUAACAGCAACCGGGACUCGGUCCUGUCCUACACCAGCGUGCGGAGUAACAGCUCGUACCUGGGCAGUGACGAGAUGGGCUCCGGAGACGAGCUGCCCUGUGACAUGCGGAUCCCAUCAGACAAGCAGGACAAGCUGCACGGCUGCCUGGAGCAUCUCUUUAAUCAGGUGGACGCCAUCAACACGUUGCUCAAGGGCCCAGUCAUGAGCAGGGCCUUCGAGGAGACCAGGCACUUCCCCAUGGACCACAGCUUGCAAGAGUUCAAACAGAAAGAAGAGUGUACGAUCCGUGGCCGGAGCCUGAUCCAGAUCAGCAUCCAAGAGGACCCCUGGAACCUCCCCAGCUCCAUCAAGACCCUGGUGGACAACAUCCAGAGAUAUGUGGAAGAUGGUAAGAACCAGCUGCUCCUGGCCUUGCUGAAGUGCACAGACACCGAGCUGCAGCUACGCCGGGACGCUGUCUUCUGCCAGGCCCUGGUGGCCGCCGUGUGCACCUUCUCCGAGCAGCUGCUGGCUGCCCUGAGCUAUCGCUACAACAACAACGGCGAGUACGACGAGAGCAGCCGCGAUGCCAGCUGCAAGUGGCUGGAGCAGGUGGCCGCCACGGGCGUCCUGCUGCACUGCCAGUCCCUGCUGGCACCUGCUGCCGUGAAGGAGGAACGUACCAUGCUGGAGGACAUCUGGGUGGCCCUGUCGGAGCUGGAAAGCGUCACCUUCUCCUUUAAGCAGCUGGAUGAGAACUAUGUGGCCAACACCAACAUCUUCUACCAUGUCGAGGGCAGCCGGCAGGCCCUGAGGGUGGUCUUCCACCUGGACAGCUACCACUUCUCCAAGCUGCCCACCCGCCUGGAGAGUGGGGCCAGCCUGCGCCUGCACACCGUGCUCUUCACCCGAGCUCUGGAGGGCGCAGAGGGGCCGUCGUCUCCAGGGGGCCAGGCCGUGGAAGACUUGCAGCAGGAGAUCAACACACAGUCCCUGGAGAAGGCCCAGCAAUACUACCGCAAGCUCAGGGCUUUUUACCUGGAGCGUUCCAACCUGCCCACGGACGCCAGCAGCACGGCCGUGAAGAUCGACCAGCUGAUCCGCCCCAUCAACGCCCUGGACGAGCUCUGUCGCCUCCUGAAGUCCCUGGUGCACUCCAAGGCUGGCGCCGGUGGCAGUGUGGGUGCCAGCCUCAUCCCCGUCUCCUCAGAGCUCUGCUACCGCCUGGGCGCCUGCCAGAUCACUCUGUGUGCCACGGGCAUGCACAGGAGCACCCUGAACGUGUCCCUGGAGCAGGCAGCUGUGCUGGCGCGCAGCCAUGGCCUGCUGCCCAAGUGUAUCAUGCAGGCCACUGACAUCAUGCGGAAGCAGGGCCCCCGAGUGGAGAUUCUGGCCAAAAACCUGCGAGUCAAGGACCAGAUGCCCCAGGGCGCCCCGCGCCUGUACCGCCUCUGCCAGCCUCCUGUGGACGGAGACCUCUGAGCACCCAGCUGCCCAGGCCUGGCUGUGCCAAGGACAGAGCAGAGCCCGCCAGCGUGUCAGAGCGGCCUGAGACCUUGGCUCCUACCGGCCCUGGGGUCUGUGCUGCAGCUGCCUCCACUCCUCCCAGGACAAGCCGGUGUCCAGCUGUCUUGGGCCCGGGGCCAGCGUCUCCUGCACCCCGUGCCAGAAGCCCAAGCGGUGCCAAGGACCUGUAGUGGUGCAGCCAGAGCCUGGGGUCCUGGACCGGGCCCCGUCCUGGCCCCCUGGCAGCUCCUGCUCCCACUGGACGCCUCUACCUGCACUUUGGACAUCCUUGGUUUGCUCCAAGCCCACAUUCCAGGCGCCCGCGUGGGGCUCUUCCUCCUCGGAGCUGCUCUCGCCCUGCACUAACCCGCCCAGGGAUCCAGGUCGGGGAGGAGCAGGGCGCCCUCCCGGCCAGGGCGUCUCCGACACUGCCACGGGACCCCGAGCUGCCAGCCCCGGUGGGAGAGCAGCUUCAUUUCUGCGACGUGCGUUCUCGGUGACUUGCUUGGGACUUGGUUCUGUUGUGGUUGCUGGUGGCGGCGUGGAGCGUUCCUUCCCCUAAGGCUGUAAGAGUACAUAUUUGAUAUUUUGAACUUCAGAGAAAGGUCUGUUGUCUAACAGGGGACCAACGCAGGGCAGUGUCUAUAGCUCUUGCCAGUUCCGCUAAAGCACACACAGUGAAACCAUUGCCAGAUUGGAAAAUGUAUUUCCUUUUAUAGUAUUGAUGUUCAGGUAUCACCCCCACGGCCCUCCACCCUGAGUCCGUGUUGGGACUUUGCUGGGCCAGGGCUGGGGGCUGGGGCGGUGCUGAGCCACCUGCCCGGGAGAGGGACCUGGGAAGCGGCAGGUGGUAGCUCCUGUAAUUUAUUGUCUUGAAGUUGCAUCUCAGAGCUCAGCCCGCCCCUUGGGGGCGUGGCCUGGCUUCCCUUCGCCUUCAGGGAGGGAUUGCAGCCGAGGGGUCAGGUUGGGACGGCGGGGAGGGGACUCCUCACCAUCCUGGCCACGGCCCGUGGGCAUCCUGCCCCCUCGGCUGGCAGUGCCACUGGCCAUGCCUGGCCUCUGUGCGCAUGACUGCAAGGGCGGCCCUUGGGUUGGGUGGGGUCAUGGACACAGACCCAGGGAGGCGCCUUAGCCCUGUGGGGUGCGCCGGGCAGGGCCCCUGAAGGUCAGGGUGCCGUGCACUGGCUGACUUGGAAGUCUACAGAUUCUUGCUAAAUUCUUGAUAGAUGUUUUUUUUUUUUACUAUUAUUAAAAGUUGGUUUAUAAUA